Messenger RNA from Colias croceus (clouded yellow), 3293 nucleotides. RefSeq names its product zinc finger protein 184-like. The record is from RefSeq and is a predicted model, not a curated record. The coding region runs from base 108 to 3224 and encodes 1038 amino acids. Gene Ontology annotation, cellular component: chromosome; nucleus. Gene Ontology annotation, molecular function: chromatin insulator sequence binding; zinc ion binding. NCBI's taxonomy places the organism in Eukaryota, Metazoa, Arthropoda, Insecta, Lepidoptera, Pieridae. The transcript is spliced from 20 exons. Gene Ontology annotation, biological process: regulation of transcription by RNA polymerase II.
UCUGUGGUCUACAGUGUUUAUGCCGCCAACCACAGCCGCCGGCGCCAACCUAUGAAUAUGAAGAGUAAUUUAAAAUAAAAUAAUAAGUUAUAUUUAAUACUUCCAACAUGGAAAACGUUCGAGCUUGUGUAAUGUGCUUAGAAAUGGAUGUAACCCUUUAUAAUUUGCGCUCUAACUCACUGGAACGAUACUAUAGAACAUUGACGGGAACAGAUCCACUAACAUCCUUGGAGCUUCCUAUGUUCGCUUGCUAUGUGUGCAAAGCAAUGUUACACAAGUUCUAUUCAUUUAGACAGAGGAGCCUGAGGGUUCAGGCUAUAUUGCAGGGGAUCUUACAGAGCAAUGGAAAGGUUUUAGAACAAGACAUUAGGCGGUUGGACAAAGAAUCCUACUGCCUAAAUUCGAAUUUAAGUAUUCAGAAUGUAUUUGAAAUUAAAGUUACAAAUGAAGAAGAUGAUGAAGAGACAGUCAAAGAGGAGCCAUUAGAAUUAAUUGAUUAUGAAUUUUCCUAUCAAACGAACUCUGAUAAUGAUUGGCUGAGUGAUGACGAACCAUUAUCCAUUCAUAAGAGUGAGAAAAUGAAAGGAAAUUUGGAGGAAAUUGAGGUGUACAUCGAGGAAGAAAUAAAAGAGGAAGAUAUUGUGGAUGAGAAACCGCCCAAAGCCUCAAAAACAAGGAAACCCAAAAAGGCAUUGAAACCAAAAGUAGUGUGUCCACGCAAAGACAUACUAAAAACGGUCAUGAAUCAGGCCCAAGAGGCCUUGGACGACAUCAAACUGGAAGCAUAUGUUACGGUGAUCAAUUUGACGUGCUCAGAAGAGAUAACUAACGCGGGUGCGUACUGGGCCCACUUCAGGAAAAACCAUCCAGAUAAAGAGUAUCCCGUAGAGAGGAAAUAUAUUUGUGACGAGUGUGGAAAGGGCUUUACGAGCAACGCGUUCCUCAUGAACCACAAGCGCACGCACUCCGCGGUGAAGGCGUUCAAGUGCGGCGAGUGCGGCAAGGCGUUCCACAACCGCAUCAACCUGCUGACGCACAGCCGCGUGCACUCGGAGCGGCGCCCGCACGUGUGCUGCACGUGCGGCAAGGCCUUCAAGUGCAAGGCGGCGCUCGACCGGCACUUGCUCAGCCACACGGGUGACAAGCCGUACAAGUGCGAAGUGUGCGGCAAGGCGUUCACGCAGUCGUACAGCUGCAAGCUGCACGUGCGCACGGUGCACCUCAAGCAGCCCUCAACCUCAGCAAAGCGCGACCGCAGGAAGCGAAAAUUUAUAUUUAAUACUUCCAACAUGGAAAAUGUUCGAGCUUGUGUAAUGUGCUUAGAAAUGGAUGGAACCCUUUAUAAUUUGCGCUCUAAUUCACUGGAACGAUAUUAUAGAAUAUUGACGGGAACAGAUCCACUAACAUCCUUGGAGCUUCCUAUGUUCGCUUGCUAUGUGUGCAAAGCAAUGUUAUACAAGUUCUAUUCAAUUAGACAGAGGAGCCUGAGGUGUCAGGCUAUAUUGCAGGGGAUCUUACAGAGCAAUGGAAAGGUUUUAGAACAAGACAUUAGGCGGUUGGAUAAAAAAUCGUACCGUCUAAAUUCGAAUUUAAGUAUUCAGAAUAUAGUGGAAAUUAAAAUUAUAAAUGAAGAAGAUGAUGAAGAGACAAUCAAAGAGGAGCCAGAAGAAAUACUAGAUUGUGACUUUUCCUUUGCAACAAACGCUGAUAAUGAUUGGCUGAGUGAUGACGAACCAUUAUCCAUUCAUAAGAGUAAGAAAAUAAAAGGGAAUUUGGUGGAAAUUGCGGUGAACAUGGAGGAAGAAAUAAAAGAGGAAGAUAUUGUGGAUGAGAAACCGCCCAAAGUCUUGAAAACAAGGAAAUUAAAAAAGGCACCGCAACCAAAAUUAGUGUGUCAACGCAAAGACACACUAAAAACGAUCAUGAAUCAUGCCAAAGGGUCCAUGGACAACAUCGAACUGGAAACAUAUGUUACGGUGGUCAAUUUGACGGAAGAGGAACAAUUGGAAGAAAUCAGAAAACGGCGGGAGAGUCUCAAUUAUAAAAAUUCUGCAUUCAAAUGUGAGCUCUGUUUUAAGGGUUUUAUAGAUACACAGACAUGGCAACAUCAUAUGCAGAAACAUGAUAAGACAUCAGGCAGCCUGGAAUGUAAAAUAUGCAAGAUGCGUUUUAAAAUGACAAGAGUUCUCAAUAAACAUAUUACUAUACAUGCGAAGAAGUUUAUAUGCAAAUACUGUCCAUAUGUAUCUAAACACGUGACUCAAGCUAGACAACACCUUUUCUGGCACCAAGGCGUUAUGUACAAGUGUCCAUACUGCGAGGAGAUGUCGUCAAAAUGGACGUCGUACCUAUCGCACGUGCGCAUCAAGCACCCGUCGGACUACAUUUGCGGCUUCUGCGGCUACUCGUUUGUUUCGAAGCUCGGACUCAACAUGCACAGGAGCAUGAUGCACAAAGAUUUGAAGAUGCCGGCCAACAACGUGGAUGACAAAGAGGCGCCAUUUUGUGAGGCGUGUGACGUCAAAUUCUUUUCCGUGGAAGCGUUCAAGCGACAUAUGGUCACAGCGAAACGGCACACGCAGGAAUCUGAGAAUAAGAACGGCUGUCGCGAUUGCGGUGAGUCGUUUAAGACGGAGGAAGAGCUGCGUGCACAUAUACGCUGCACUCACACGCGCAAGUGGACCCGCACGAACAAGAAGAAAGGCGACACUCGCACUUGGCCGAUUAAUUGUCCGCAUUGCUCAGAAGAGAUAGCCAACGGGCGGGCGUACUGGGCCCACUUCAGGAAAUACCAUCCAGAUAAAGAGUAUCCCGUAGAGAAGAGACAUAUUUGUGACGUGUGUGGAAAGGGCUUUAAGGGCAACGCGUUCCUAGUGUACCACAAGCGCACGCACUCCGCGGUGAAGGCGUUCAAGUGCAGUGAGUGCGGCAAGGCGUUCCACAACCGCGCCAACCUGCUGAUGCACGGCCGCGUGCACUCGGAGCGGCGCCCGCACGUGUGCUGCGCGUGCGGCAAGGCGUUCAAGUGCAAGGGGGCGCUCGACCGGCACCUGCGCAGCCACACGGGCGACAAGCCGUACAAGUGCGAGGUGUGCGGCAAGGCGUUCGCGCAGUCGAACAGCUGCAAGCUGCACGUGCGCACGGUGCACCUCAAGCAGCCCUCGCCCUACCUCAGCAGGGCGCGACUCGACCGCAGGAAGACCACCGAAACUAAUAUAUUCUGAUUUUGAAAAAGUUAAAAUAAAAUCGAAAAAAAAAUAUUUUCACAAAAUAAAUUUAUGAUUUUUACUUUU